UAGACUGCGAAAUUUGCGGAGAAGGACAUGAAGCGACCCAUUAUUGUACGGACUGCGAGGAAAAUUUCUGCGAGCGGUGCGCAACUUAUCACAUGAAAAUGAAAGUGUCACGUGAACAUGCACUUAUACAGUUAAAGGAUUUCUCUGAGAAGGAAGGAAAUUACACCCGAAAAAUACAAAAGAAAUACUUUUGUCCCCAACACAAGGGAGAAGAAAUAAAAAUGGUAUGUAAAGAUUGUGACACUAAGCUGUGUGUUGUUUGUAAACUGACAGAGCAUGAAAAUCACAACACUUCCAGUAUAACCAAAGAAGCCGAGGAGAGACGAAUGUCAUUGUUAAAGAUAACUGCCAGCGCUGACAGUCAACUUGAUAUACUAAAAUCAAGAAUAUCUAUUUCAAACAAUUUAAAAAAUCACAUGGAAAAGGAACUGGAGAGGAACAUUACAUCACUUGAGAAACGAGUUGAAUCAGUUAUCGCAAAAGUUAAACAGGAUGCUGCUAGCAUCAAACAGGAGUUGAUCAAAAGUAAUAGCAAGGCGAAAGACAAUUAUUUGGAGAAGGAAAAGCAGAUACGUGGCAAAAUAAUGGAAAAUGAAGCUGUUAUCAGCCACGCACAGAAUGUCGUCGAAUUAGGGGAUGAUUGUCAGAUGUUGGACGCCGAACUGGUCUCAAAAUUGCAAUCAUUAACAGUAACAGAAGAAUGCUCAAUCAAACUUCAUGAACACUUAAUAUUUGAGAUAAGCAGUUCUGAAAUAACAGAGGAUAUACUUGGGAAAGUAUCCGAAGUCAGUUCUAACGUGUCCGUUAAAGAGCUUGAUGAGUUGCAGUGUUCCCCCAACACUCAAGAAGCAAAUACCUUAUCAAUGAGUGCAGGGAAACUGUAUGCUACAUUUACAGAUUGCUAUGAAUUUCUAUAUCAUGAUUCAGAAACUUCGAAGUCUUACUUCACAGAUAGGUUUUAUGAUGAAGGUACCUGUGCAGGUUUGACUUGUAUUGGUAGUGACGUGUAUUUCACAAGUUUAGUGGACAAGACUGUGUAUAAACUGCAAACACCUAAACAUGUGAAAGUGAAGUUUAAAUCGUUUGAAGUUUACCCCCAUGGUAUAGCACACAGACUCGUCAGAAACAGCGAUAAGGAACAGGAACUUCUUAUCUGUUGUCUACAAAGCGGUAAACUACUGGAUACAGAUGCUAGUGAAGGCUGUGUUAUUGCUGUCUCCGUUAUCAAUAAGAAACAAUACAUGUGGCGGAAUAAAGAGAUACCAGGGCCAACAUGCAUAGCAACAAACACAUUUGAUGGAACCGUUUGUCUAGGAUAUCCGGCUGCCCAUAAAGUGACAUGGAAUGCAUCAGACGGAACUGUACUGUCAGUGUUCUCUGGCUUAGGUUGUCAUGGCAAACCAGAAUUAUUUUGUCCAGUGAGUGUUUGCUUCGACAGUCAGUGCUGCAUUAUCAUUGCAGAUUAUAACAAUGAUGCAGUUAUAAGGAUUAACAAGUAUGGCAUUUUCCUUCAGUGUCUGGUGCAAAGGAAAACUCCCCUAUCUGUGUUGUUGGGACAUAGUAACAUGUUGUAUGUAGGGUUCGCUGGCAAACAAAUUACCAGGUAUCAGCUGAAACCUGGCAAAUAAGAAUAUGACCUUCGAAACAACCCUCUGUAACAGGAUUGUUAGCAGAAAAUUGUAUGCUGUCGCAAAUAGCAUUUGCUGUAAAU
Molecule: messenger RNA, 1711 nt
Organism: Mercenaria mercenaria
Lineage: Eukaryota; Metazoa; Mollusca; Bivalvia; Venerida; Veneridae
Product: tripartite motif-containing protein 2-like
Exons: 1
Coding region: 93-1628 (511 amino acids)
Molecular function (GO): zinc ion binding
Source: RefSeq, a predicted model, not a curated record